AUGCUACCGUUCGCUCCUCAGGACGAGCCCUGGGACCAAGAAAUGGAGGUGUUCCGCGACGGCGGCGGCGCGAGCAGCGGCGAGGUUAGUGUGGUGGCCGAACGGGCUGGGUGGGACUGGGGGACGCGCGGGGUGCCGCCCCUGACUCCGCGCAUCCCUCUUUCUCCGCUGCGGCCGGUUUGCUCGCUGGGAACACUUUGGGGGACAGCUGCGGACUCCAGCUCGCUGUCGAGCCCCAGGCGCUAUAGGAACCCAGCGCAACAAAAACCACAGCAAGUAUGUUUUAGGUAUUGUAGAGAUUUAACAAUGGGUCUCUCUACCUCAGCAAUUUGGAAAAAUACUCGAGUGGAAAUUGUUAAUCCCUAUGAAGUAAAACGAAAGGUGAAGGAUGAAGGAGUUGUUAAAGAAAUCCCUAUUACUCAUCAUGUUAAGGAAGGAUAUGAGAAAGCAGAUCCUGCACAGUUUGAGUUGCUCAAGGUUCUUGGUCAGGGAUCAUUUGGAAAGUUCUACUUGUGUAAAAUGCUGUCAAACAGUACUGCGUGCUACAGAGAAAUCUUUCCUGAAAAGAAGAUAAUAUAUUCUACCCUUAUGUGAUUUUUAGUUCGAGACAGAGUUCGGACAAAGAUGGAAAGGGAUAUACUGGUAGAAGUAAAUCAUCCAUUUAUUGUCAAAUUGCACUAUGCCUUUCAGACAGAAGGGAAGCUGUAUUUAAUAUUGGAUUUUCUCAGGGGAGGAGACGUCUUCACAAGAUUAUCCAAAGAGGUUCUGUUUACAGAGGAAGAUGUGAAAUUCUACCUUGCAGAACUGGCCCUCGCUUUGGAUCAUCUGCACCAAUUAGGAAUUGUAUAUAGAGACCUGAAGCCUGAAAAUAUUCUUCUCUACAAACUAUAUUAUGUUCAGCUUGUAGAUUUUGGACUCAGCAAGGAGUCAGUAGAUCAAGAAAAAAAGGCCUACUCAUUUUGUGGUACAGUAGAAUAUAUGGCUCCUGAAGUAGUAAAUAGGAGAGGCCAUUCUCAGAGUGCUGACUGGUGGUCAUAUGGUGUACUUAUGUUUGAAAUGCUUACUGGUACUCUGCCAUUUCAAGGUAAAGACAGAAAUGAGACUAUGAAUAUGAUAUUAAAAGCAAAACUUGGAAUGCCUCAGUUUCUUAGUGGUGAAGCACAAAGUCUUCUAAGGAUGUUAUUCAAAAGGAAUCCAGCAAAUAGAUUGGGUUCAGAAGGUGUUGAGGAAAUCAAAAGACAUCUUUUUUUUGCAAAUAUUGAUUGGAAUAAAUUAUAUAAAAGAGAAGUUCAACCUCCUUUUAAACCUGCUUCUGGAAAACCAGAUGAUACUUUUUGUUUUGAUCCUGAAUUUACUGCAAAAACACCUAAAGAUUCUCCUGGUUUGCCAGCCAGUGCAAAUGCUCAUCAACUCUUCAAAGGAUUCAGCUUUGUUGCAACUUCUAUUGCAGAAGAAUAUAAAAUCACUCCUAUUACAAGUGCAAAUGUAUUACCAAUCGUUCAGAUAAAUGGAAAUGCGGCACAAUUUAGUGAAGUAUAUGAAUUGAAAGAGGAUAUUGGUGUUGGCUCCUAUUCUGUUUGUAAGCGAUGCAUACAUGUAACUACGAACAUGGAAUUUGCGGUGAAGAUCAUUGACAAAAGUAAGCGUGACCCCUCAGAAGAAAUUGAAAUUUUGAUGCGCUAUGGACAACAUCCCAAUAUUAUCACUUUAAAAGAUGUCUUUGAUGAUGGUAGAUACAUUUACCUUGUUACGGAUUUGAUGAAAGGAGGAGAACUACUUGAUCGUAUUCUCAAACAAAAAUGUUUCUCAGAACGGGAGGCUAGUGAUGUGUUGUAUGUAGUAACUAAGACAGUUGACUAUCUUCAUUGUCAAGGAGUUGUUCAUCGUGAUCUUAAACCUAGUAAUAUUUUAUAUAUGGAUGAAUUGGCCAAUGCAGAUUCAAUUAGGAUCUGUGAUUUUGGGUUCGCAAAACAACUUCGAGGAGAAAAUGGACUUCUCUUAACUCCAUGUUAUACUGCGAACUUUGUAGCACCUGAGGUUCUUAUGCAACAGGGAUAUGAUGCUGCUUGUGAUAUUUGGAGUUUAGGAGUCCUUUUUUACACAAUGUUGGCUGGCUAUACUCCAUUUGCUAAUGGCCCCAACGAUACUCCUGAAGAGAUACUGCUGCGUAUAGGCAAUGGAAAGUUCUCUUUGAGUGGUGGAAACUGGGACAAUAUUUCAGAUGGAGCAAAGGAUUUGCUUUCCCAUAUGCUUCAUAUGGACCCACAUCAGAGGUACACCACUGAACAAGUAUUAAAGCACCCAUGGAUAACCCACAGAGACCAGUUGCCAAACGAUCAGCCAAAGAGAAACGAUGCAGUGCAUGUUGUUAAGGGAGCAGUGGUUGCCACAUAUUCUGCCCUGACUCACAAGGCCUUUCAACCACUCCUAGAGCCUGUUGCUGCUUCAAGCUUAGCUCAGCGACGGAGCAUGAAAAAGCGAACAUCAACUGGCCUGUAAGAUUUGCAGUGUUUCUCAACCAAACUGGAUGAAGAGAAAAUUAAAUGUGUGGCUUUUUGCCUAAUCUUAUAUCAAAGGCAUUUUUUUCUGCUACGUUACUUGAAUAUUUUGUUUAAGUCCCCAUUUUUAGGGGGAAUGAGAUUUAAAAAAAACAUACACAGGUUCACAAUAUUCAUACUAUGUUGUUUUGCAGUAGUGUCCAAGUAUUCAUUUAAGCAUAUAAUUGGUGUCCACAAGGUCAUAACAACUUCUCUGCACACUAACUUCUAAGUUAAUUUCAAAUGAAGUUACUUUAAAAGUAUUU
Propithecus coquereli (Coquerel's sifaka) is the source of this 2803-nucleotide messenger RNA. RefSeq names its product ribosomal protein S6 kinase, 90kDa, polypeptide 6 (gene RPS6KA6). The record is from RefSeq and is a predicted model, not a curated record. Lineage: Eukaryota; Metazoa; Chordata; Mammalia; Primates; Indriidae. The transcript has 23 exons. Gene Ontology annotation, molecular function: ATP binding; ribosomal protein S6 kinase activity; magnesium ion binding. Gene Ontology annotation, biological process: protein phosphorylation.